AUGGACGACGACGCGGAAUGCGUCCUCCCCGCCAUGCGCAACCUCCACCACGCUCUGGAAUCUGCCGGCCUGGCUGACCGUCUCACGGUGGACACCGGGGUCCUCGGGUCGACCUUCCCGCCCUCCAAUGACGCCUUCUCGGCCGACGCGACGACUUUCCUGAGCCCGAUAGCAGCGUUCUUGGCCAACACCAAUGGCACGUUCGCAUACACAAAUCCCUUCAACUCGCUGGUCGACGCCUUCUACGCGGCACUGAAGAGGGAGGGAGCUCCGCAGGUGCCCGUGGUGGUGGCAGAGACUGGGUGGCCAUCUGCAGGUGUAGCUGGGGCAAGCACAGAAAAGACACAGACGUAUAACCAGAAUCUGAUCAGGCGCAUCGGAAAAGGAACGCCGGCCAGGUCCGGUGAGAUCGAGGUGUACAUUUAUGGCAUGUUCAACGAGGACCAGAAGUCUCAUGAAUCGAAAACAAAAUUCGGCCUAUUCAGUCCUGAUAUGCAACCAGUUUAUCUGCUCGGUUUUAGUUGGAAACAUUCGACUUAG
Zingiber officinale is the source of this 540-nucleotide messenger RNA. RefSeq names its product glucan endo-1,3-beta-glucosidase-like. The record is from RefSeq and is a predicted model, not a curated record. Bases 1 to 540 code for a protein of 179 amino acids. Gene Ontology annotation, molecular function: hydrolase activity, hydrolyzing O-glycosyl compounds. Gene Ontology annotation, biological process: carbohydrate metabolic process. Lineage: Eukaryota; Viridiplantae; Streptophyta; Magnoliopsida; Zingiberales; Zingiberaceae. The transcript has 2 exons. Gene Ontology annotation, cellular component: plasma membrane.